GUGUAUUGCUGUUGCACAAUUAGUGCUUAUAUACUGAACUGACUGGUUCCUCACGUCCAACACAUUUCGUUGUAUUGCUGACUGUGUAUAACAAUAUUUCAGUUCCAAGUAUAUAUAUGUGUGUGUGUGUAUUUUGCUGAUAUUGUUUCUGUACUUUUACAGUGUGUUACUGCUUCUUUGACUUUGAGAAUAUGAAUACUUUUACUCAGAAAUAAGUCAUGAGUUGGCACGGCCUCACCAGGUGGGGAACAAACUGGCGGAGCUGGCAUGUGUAACAUCAGAGUGGGUGUAGGGCUGUGGGCAGUUUACCAUGCCCGGCCAUUAUGCCAUAAUCCUUCCUCGCUUUUCUGGAAAACCAGAAUAGCACUAAAAUCACUGACUCAAUUUUUGGAUCUCAUUUUCAUGACAAAGCGAUUGUUCCCCUAUUGCCUCCACUGUUGUCGUUUAUGAACCUGGUUAAGCGGGGGUAUAAAAGGGAGCAGAGGGCGACCAGUACAACAUCGAGACCUCGGGGGAACCAUCACUUAACAUCACCAAGGCUAUUCCACACAUUAUAUCCAAGAUGGGCAGGAUCACCUUCUACGAGGACAAGAACUUCCAGGGCCGUCGCUAUGAGUGCGACAGCAACUGCUCAGAUUUCCAUGCCUACCUGAGCCGCUGCAACUCCAUCCGUGUGGAGAGUGGGGCGUGGGUGGUGUACGAGAGGCCCAACUACACAGGCUUUCAGUACGUCCUGACCAGGGGGGAGUACCCUGAGUACCAGCGGUGGAUGGCCCUCAACGACCGCCUCUGCUCCUGCAAGAUGAUCCACUUCGCCAGUGGGACCCAGUACAAGAUGCAGCUGUAUGAGAAGUCAGACUUUGGGGGUCAGGUUGUCGAAGUCACAGAGGACUGUCCCUCUCUUAUGGAGAAGUUCCACUGGAGGGAGGUCAACUCCUGUAAGGUCUUUGAGGGCUGGUGGGUUUUCUACGAACACCCCAACUACCAUGGACGCCAGUACUUCCUGGAGAAGGGAGAAUACCGCAAGCCUGAUGACUGGGGUGCCGUCUGUGCUACGGUCCAGUCCUUCAGGCGCUUCACUGAGGGAUUUCAACUCCACCCAAAUGUUUAAAGAAAACUACUACCAUGUGGAUACUGGACUUUAAUUUUCAUUGGCUACUUUGUGAUUUUGAACUGAGUUCUCACAAAUAAAAACCUGUCCAGUAAGCAGACUGGAUUUCCAUACAAAA
This is a messenger RNA of Larimichthys crocea (large yellow croaker), 1229 nucleotides long. It is a transcript of the gene crygs2, whose product is annotated as crystallin, gamma S2. NCBI's taxonomy places the organism in Eukaryota, Metazoa, Chordata, Actinopteri, Sciaenidae. Gene Ontology annotation, biological process: lens development in camera-type eye; visual perception. The transcript is spliced from 3 exons. Bases 563 to 1111 code for a protein of 182 amino acids. Gene Ontology annotation, molecular function: structural constituent of eye lens. The record is from RefSeq and is a predicted model, not a curated record.